AUGUUCAUUAUCUAUCUAUCUAUCUAUCUAUCUAUCUAUCUAUCUAUCUAUCUAUCUAUGAUUCUUCAUAUCUAUCUCAGAUUCAUCAUAUCUAUCUAUCAAUCUAUCUAUCUAUGUUCAUUAUCUCUUGAUCUUAGUUUGUUCAUUAUCUAUCUAUAUAUCUAUCUGGCUUUUCCGUUUAUUAUCUAUUUAUCUAUCUAUGUUCAUUAUUUCUUGAUCUCAGUUUGUUCAUUAUCUAUCUAUCUAUCUAUCUAUCUGACUUUUCCGUUCAUUAUCUAUCUAUCUAUCUAUGUUCAUUAUCUCUUGAUCACAUUUGUUCAUUUUCUAUCUAUCUAUCUAUCUGGCUUUGUACAUUAUCUAUCUAUCUAUCUAUCGUUAAGCCUUGUAUGGAGUUUGUUAGGAUUUGCUCUAUCCGAUUCUUCUUCUUCUUCUUCUUCUUCUUCUUCUUCUUCUUCUUCUUCUUCUAACUCUUCUCUUUCUUCUCCUCCCUUUUCUUUCAACAUUCUUUUUUCUUCUUCAUUGUCUCUCUUUCAUAACCCUUCUUCUUCCUCUUUUUCUUUCUUACUUCCGGUUCGCCAUUUAUUCUUCCCUUUGCUUUUCCUUUUAUCAUUUACUUGCUCCUUUUCUUUCUUUUCUUCACUUGUUUUUUCUUCUUUACGCCAUUAUCUCCUUCCAUUAAUUUCUCAAUUCCUACUUCUUCUUCUUCUUUUUCUUCUUCUUCUUCUUCUUCUUCUUCUUCUUCUUAUUAUUAUUAUUAUUAUUAUUAUUAUUAUGUCUUUCAUUCUUUCUUUCUUUUGCCUUUGUUCUUUUCUUCGCCUUUCUUUCUUUGCCUUUUUUUCUUCGUCUUUCUUUUUAUGUUUUUCCUCUUCCUUUUCUUCCUACUUCUGUUUGCUUUUUUCUUCUUCUCUUCUUCAUCUCCUUCAUCUAUUUUCUUUUUUUCUUCAUUCUUUCUUUUUGCCAAUCUUCUUACCACUCAUCUUCUCAUUUUUUAUUUCUUCUUCAUCUUCUUCUUCUUCUUCUUCUUUUUCUUCUUCUUCUUCUUCUUCUUCUUAUUAUUAUUAUUAUUAUUAUUAUUCCUGUUUCUUUCUUUCUUUUGCCUUUGUUCUUUUUUUCGCUUUUCUUCUUUUUCUUCUUCUUUUUCUUCUUCUUUUUUAUUUCUUCUUUUUAUUAUUAUUAUUAUUCUUUUAUUUUUCUCCUAUUUUUGUUUUUCAUCAUCCUCUUUUCCCCUCUUUGUCUUAUCAAUUUUCUUCUUCCAUUUCAAAUUUUAUUUUCUUUCUAUCUUCGUCUGUUUAUUUUUAUUUUUCUUCCUUCUUUUUUUGUGUAUUUUUUAAAUCUUCUUAUUAUUAUUCUAUUUCACUCUUUCUUUCAUUAAACUUUUUUCCUUCGUCUUUCUUUCCUUUUUUUCACCUUAUUUCUUCUACUAUUUUUAUUUACUUAUUUAUUUCUUCUUCUUUUUCCUUUUCUUUCAUCAUUCUAUUUUCUUCUUCUUUGUUUCUCCUUCCUAAACUUUCUUCUUUUUCUUCUUCUUCUUCGAACUUUUCUCCUCUUUCUCCUCUCUUUUCUUUCUACUUUCUCUUUUCCAUUUAUGCUUCCCUUCACUUUUUCUUCCAUGUUUUCUUCCACCUUGUCAUCUUUCUUCUCUUCACUUGUCUUUUUCUUCUUUCCGUCCUCAUCUUCUUCCAUUAA
Messenger RNA from Acanthosepion pharaonis, 1686 nucleotides. Lineage: Eukaryota; Metazoa; Mollusca; Cephalopoda; Sepiida; Sepiidae. The record is from the annotation of a GenBank genome assembly.